AUGGAUGAGAUAGUGGAAGAAGUAGGAAUUGAGAGUGAGAAGGAAGUAAGUGAAAAUGCAAGUGACUCCACUGAAAAAGGAUUCACCAUUGAUCAGCUGAUAGAUAAAAACUCACCCUUGAGGAGGACUAAGAAACAUAUCCUGAAUGACCAUAGUCUUGAAUUUCCCUACUAUAUCAAACCACCGUAUCAUAUCCUUAAAAAGAAAGCAAAGGUGGAAGAUGCGGGGCUAUUUCAAAAGUUCAAGGAAAUUAUUGCUAAGCUUCAGCUUCUUCCGUCACCGGGAACAACUGAAGAUCCAUCGGGCUUUUGCGAUUCCGAGACCUCUGAUCAACACCAGUCCACCGCCGGAUCCGCUUCUUCGCUUUUAGGUAACCCAUUUUUUUCCUUUUGA
Messenger RNA from Vicia faba (fava bean), 393 nucleotides. The record is from the annotation of a GenBank genome assembly. Lineage: Eukaryota; Viridiplantae; Streptophyta; Magnoliopsida; Fabales; Fabaceae.